GAGGCUUUACAAAAAGGAGAUGAAAUAGAGAGAGAGGGGAGAGAAAAAAAUGGACCAUGAUCUGACGCUUGGGAUGCUACAGUGAGGGACAAUAAAUAUAUCUAAAAAAUAAUAAUAAUCAGCCAAAUCCAACUUCCAUUUCAUCUCAUUUUCUUUUUUGGAUUAUGAUUCUUGACGAGAGUCCCAGAUGUGACUGUGUGGAUGGCAGGUCGUUGUAUUUUACAUCCCAUCUUCUGUUUCCUGCCUGUGUGCCGCUCUCUCUUCCACUCGUCCACUCUCUCGCAGUCUUCUGCUUUGGGUAGCAAAACAUGUAGGCUAUUUUCUGCUGCAAGCAGCCCAGCAGUGCAUCUGAGAAAAGGUGUCUUUGUGGGGGAAAUGAACGGUGGUGGAAACCAGAACCCGUGCACGUUGUAGCGUUGUUGUUUUUUCUGUUGUUUCUGUGUGUGUCCGGGGUGCGGUGGAAGAUGCAUCUAUAGACAGCAGCGAGUUGUUUGAGUAAUGAAUAUUGAAAGAGUGUGUCGGCCAGCUGAAAGGGAAAAUCUUUCAUCCGCAUUGGCUUAGACACACAUGCCAUCAGUGGGGCGAGAGCCUUUUAUUUCUCUGGAUCUCCAAUGAAAUGUGGUAUUAAUAUACAAUACAAUGAGAAUGAACAUAUAGGGUGUAUGAAUAAUAUUACUAAUAAUAGAGGGGGAACAUUUAUUUCAGUCUGGCGGAUUCUUUAUGUAGCCAAACAUGUUCAAGUAUCGGAUCCGCAUGUUUUUUAAUGAACUGAAAGUCCUGGUGUUUAUGCGAUCCGAUUCGAGACAGUCCGGCUCAGACACAGAUAGACGGUCCACCACCACCAUGCGAGGUCUGGGGAUGGGCGGCUGCGGUUGGCCGCCUUUCGUCGACUGCCAUUCCCGGGAUGACGAGGAGGAGUACUACGGCAGCGACCCGCGGCCCCGGAGCCUGGCGUUCGAGGACAAGGAGCCCAAGCUGCAAGUGGGCCUGGACGCCGUGUCUCUGGCCAGCACCGCCAGCAGCCUGCGGACCCCCCAGUGCCGGAUCUGUUUCCAAGGCCCCGAGCAGGGGGAGCUGCUGAGCCCGUGCCGCUGUGACGGCUCGGUGCGCUGCACCCACCAGCCCUGCCUCAUCCGCUGGAUCAGCGAGAGAGGAUCCUGGAGCUGCGAGCUCUGCUACUUCAAGUACCAGGUCCUCGCCAUCAGCACCAAGAACCCUCUGCAGUGGCAGGCCAUCUCUCUGACGGUGAUCGAGAAGGUGCAGAUCGCCGCCAUCAUCCUGGGCUCCCUGUUCCUCAUCGCCAGCAUCUCCUGGCUCAUCUGGUCCUCCCUCAGCCCCUCGGCCAAGUGGCAGCGCCAGGACCUGCUCUUCCAGAUCUGCUACGGCAUGUACGGCUUCAUGGACAUCGUCUGCAUAGGCCUCAUCAUCCACGAGGGAUCAUCAGUGUAUCGAAUCUUCAAACGCUGGCAGGCUGUCAAUCAGCAGUGGAAAGUACUGAACUAUGAGAAAUCAAAGGACUUGGGCGACCCGCUGAGUUCAAGCAGCAAGACGGGGGCGCGCGGCUCUCGCGGAAACCCUCACGGCCUGGCGAGCAGCAGCGGCGGGCGACAGAGCCGCAGGUUAAGAACUAUCCUGAACCACCACUGUGGAUACACCAUCUUACACAUCCUGAGCCAGCUGCGGCCCAACGACCCCCGGAUCAGCGCCGCCGCCAACCGGGAGGUGGUCAUGAGGGUCACCACCGUAUGAGUCGGAGCGGCGGGAUGGGAUGGGCCUCGUCUCUGUGUCCCCCGUGAGAGGACGGACUCGAACUCGUGGACCUAAUAUUAACGACUAGAGACUCUCCGGAGGGUUUCUCCUCUUGUUUCGUACAACAAAAGGAAGCCAGAUGCUCCUUUUUCAAUAAUUAAAUAACUGAUGAAAAGAAGGAUGCAUUAAAAAGACAUAAAGUAAAAAUGUGUGGAGGAAAAAAAAGUGUAAACAGGCUUUAUAACCUAAUCCAAGACGACAAGACGUUUUUUCCAGUUCAAUAUCAGGAUGCACAGAGACAUUUUUUCUUUGAUUUGAUCCUCUCGGUUUGAUUUGUAUCUCUUUUCUUUUUUCUUUUUUCUGUUUGUUUUCUACUCACUUUUGAUUUUGUAUACGGAUGUAUGAUUUUAGAGGAAAUCAUGUAACUUCAUACAUGCCAAGCAUUUCCAGACAAACUAUGUAUAAUGAUCUUAAAAAAAUUUCUACAAACAUAACUGAUGCUGGUAAAAUAGACCGAAAAACUGAAACAACAACACGAGGGUGAAACAAUAAGUCAUUACAAGCUAAAAAAAAAAAAAAGAGGAAAAGAAGAGGAGGAGGAGAAAAAAAGAGGAAAAAAAGAAAUCAGUGAGAUUUCAGUGACACUUAACCUUUCUGCAAUAAAGAUACGUAUGUACAUUUCACAGGGAAUUUUGCAUGGGUAUAUAAUUUUAUUCUUCAUCACAUAACAUAAGCACAUGACAAAUUUGCUCUAUUUCGAAUGGUGCUUGCCAAAAUAAACACUUUAGAAACAUCUGAUUUCGUUGCACCAACUUUUUGUCGACAUGACAAAUGGCAGUGUGUUACAGCUAUUUCAGCUAAAAUACAGAUUGUUGCUGCUGUGUGCUGAUUCAGAUUUGAUAAUAAGUAAACUAUUGGAUUAAAAACGGGGAUCAGACGAUCUCUUAAUACUCA
Molecule: messenger RNA, 2703 nt
Organism: Centropristis striata (black sea bass)
Lineage: Eukaryota; Metazoa; Chordata; Actinopteri; Perciformes; Serranidae
Gene: marchf9
Product: membrane-associated ring finger (C3HC4) 9
Exons: 4
Coding region: 733-1749 (338 amino acids)
Biological process (GO): protein ubiquitination
Molecular function (GO): ubiquitin-protein transferase activity; zinc ion binding
Source: RefSeq, a predicted model, not a curated record